UUGGCGAUGAGGAGAGAGGAGUGCUGUACAAUGAAAGGAUGAACCCGAAAAUCGUUAAAACAAUUAUUAAACGACAGUCGAGAGGCGGGGAGUGGUAGUUUCCACAACGAUGACACAACACGGCAGGUUUUACUCCACUGACUAAAUCCUGAUUAGCCGAAUCCAAGAACCCUGACGCUUCUGACAGCUGGGUGAAGAUUUCUGGGCGCCUCGCGUUGUAGGGGGUCUGGUAGAGAGUACACUUAUUUCGCUUAUGCUGGCGACCUCAGUUAAAACAGACAAAAAAAUACAUGUAAAAAAUUAUUGCGUUUCAGCACUUGAAAGGAGGACAGCGCCUUUCUUCGACGCAGCCUUCAGAGACUCAACUAAUGCCGGAACUUCUGAGCGAAUUGAAACACUCCGCCUCUUGUGCAAGAACUCAUCGAACAAAUGAACACUUCCAAUGUAGCUUACUGUACCUGUACUGCAGCGCAUGAAAUAGUCUAAAAUCCAUCGUCAGAGAAUCAGCUGUUCACUUUAAGCUCAAUAUGUACCAGGGGCAUUUGCAGGAGAGGCACGCUAGGGCUGCAGAUAUCACUGUUGCCAUGGUGCUGAAGGAGAUACCCAGUAAGGCGUCAUCAGAAGGGAAACCCCUCCAAUCAGUGACAACCAAGCUGGUGAGUGAGCAACAAGAGAGCCGCCCCCUGCUGAGCCCCUCCAUCGACGACUUCCUCUGCGAGACCAAAUGCGACAGAGCUGCCCGUCCAGUGACUUCGAACACAGCAGUUCUGUCGUCCACUCUGGACCUGUUGGACCUCAGCGAGCCCGAGGAGCGGAGAACCAGCAAGCAGGACAAGAGCCCUCUAUCACUGCGUGGAGAGGGCCCGAAGAACGGGCCACACAGGAAGAGGACGACAGAGGAGACUGAGCUGAUUCAGGUGGACGUGGAACAAACUGCACACAGCUCGCUCACUCCUGAGACAGCAUCCCUAGACUCAGUUAACACUGCACACCCUUUGGAGAAAUGGGAGGAGCUCAACGUCCACCCUGAGGGAAAUGGCUGCCGAAAGUGGAAACAAGACAGACGACGUUCAUCAAAAAACUCCUCCAGUGAACUCCUGUGGUCCAUAGAGUGCAAAACACAGCCAGAGCAACCUUCCAAGACCUCAUUUGAAUUGGAUACCAAAACAGAGGCAGAACCAGCUCUAGCGUAUCAACUCAACCGACAGUAUAUUAGUGGAAGACAUGGCCAUUUGAGUAAAGAGCGGAUCGGUGGCGGUGCCAUCCUAUCCAGAAACCAGUCCCUUGAGGAGGAGUUUGAACGGGCCAAAGCGGCCGUUGAGUCGGACACGGAGUUCUGGGACAAGAUGCAGGCGGAGUGGGAGGAGCUAGCGCGGCGUAACUGGUUAACGGAGAACGAGCAGGCACAGGUCCCCAGCAGUGUGUCACCUCACGAGAAGGGCUACUACUUCCACAUGGACAACCCUUACAAGGACUGGCCCAAUGCGUUUGAGGAGGGUCUUCGAAAGUCCAAAGAAGGAGACCUGCCGAACGCCGUGUUGCUACUUGAGGGGGCGAUCCUGCAGGACCCGCAGGAUUCAGAGGCUUGGCAAGUGUUGGGGACCACCCAGGCCGAGAACGAAAAUGAGCAGGCAGCCAUCGUCUCCCUCCAGAGGUGUCUGGAGCUCCAUCCCAACAACCUGCCGGCCCUCAUGGCCCUGGCGGUGAGCCUGACCAACACUGGCAUGAGGCAGGACGCCUGCGAGGCACUGCUGCGCUGGCUCCGUCACAACCCCAAGUACCGGCACCUGCUGAAGGGCAAGACGCACCUGUCCGGCUCCCCGCCCUCCCAGCGUAGGAUGUCCCGUGUCUCCACCGUGGGCAGGUACGAGAGCAACCUACUGGCUGACGUCAAGGAGUUGUUCCUUGAGGCGGCGCAGCACAACGCGGUCACGGACCCUGACCUGCAGACGGGCCUGGGUGUUCUGUACAAUCUCAGUGCCGAGUUCAACAAAGCUGUGGAGGCCUUCAACGCUGCCCUGUCUGUGCGGCCAGACGACUACCUGCUGUGGAACCGCCUGGGGGCCACACUGGCUAACGGAGACCGGAGUGAGGAGGCGGUGGAGGCCUACACCCGGGCCCUGGAGCUCCAGCCGGGCUUCAUCAGGUCCCGCUACAACCUGGGCAUCAGCUGCAUCAACCUGGGGGCGCACAGGGAGGCGGCCAGUAACUUUCUAACGGCCCUGAGUCUGCAGAGGAAGAGUCGAAGUCGGCAGCUUUCGCACCAGCUCAUGUCGGGAAAUAUUUGGGCCGCCUUGCGGAUCGCCCUGUCCAUGAUGGAUCAACCCGAGCUGUUCCAGGCAGCCAACAUCGGAGACCUAGACCUCCUCAUGAAAGCCUUCCACCUGGACAUGUGAGCCAUGCUGACGAGGUCGCUCCCUCGGAAAAGCCAAAGUGUACAAAUGGAAAAAGCGCCGUUUUCUCCGGUCAGUGAAAAGUGUGUGGUCUUUUUUUUGUUGUUGCACAGACUACGAACUACCCAGUCUUCAUUAUUCCAAAGUACCUCUGCAGUCUUCUGGGUUACUGCAUGUGCUCAGAGGAGAGACUAUUUCGCAAUGGAUUUACACUGCAAUUUGUGAUUCCCCAGACGAGCACAAGGACGGGCAAAGAUUGUAUAACUAAUGCCUUAGAGAACACAGCAAUUAAAACAAACUUAUUGAGUGGAACUGAGCGUGAGAGAGAGUAGCGCAGAGAAUGCUGGUGUUGAAUCGCGUUCGGGUUUGACAGGAGCGGAGGCCUCAUCUAAUUACUUUUCAGAGUGUUUGGAUUGUCACUCUGACCUAAAGGAAGGAUUUUUUUUUAUCAAUAAAGACUACACCAUUAGCUGUGGGACUUUUAGGCUGCAAAUCAAUAGAUCCUCUUUUUAGGGAGGAACAAUAGUGCAUGGAAACUUAAGCAUUUUACUAAAUGGAUUCAGAUGCACUUGCCUGAAACUAGAAUCAUUUUUCCUUUCUUGGAGUCUGCACUUUGAAAAACUAACAGAUAUCUUACUGAAAUUUUCACAAGACAGAUUGUAAAGCCUUACUCGAAAUGCAUGCUAUACAAAAAAAAUAUUUAUUUCUACUAUUUUUAUGGCAACCAAUGUGCCAUUUUUAGAUUCUGUUUUUGGACUUCCUAGAAUAUUUGGAAUCCUCUUAGUCCUUUAUGUUUUUUUGGUGUUCUCAGCUGUUCACUUAACUUUCUUUACCUAUUUUCUCUUCACCCUCGCUGGUUUUGCCCUCAGAGCUGCAAAUGUACUUCACGUGUCAGAAAGUCUUCCUGCUGAAUCUGCCAUGUCUCUGGGAUUACUUUCAAACUGUCACAUGACUUUAAGGCGUCAUAACCGUGCUAGAAAAUGGAUUCCCCCAAGGUAAAACAGUCUUUACUAGAAGAAAGCAUCUUUGUGUAAAACGUGGGGUAAUGCUUAUGUAGUGGUAAUGUUCAAUGCUGCCCAAAGGCCUUUCAGAGUGGGUAUAACAUCCCAUUAGCUAACAUCAGUGUUCGGGUUAACAUCGUUUUCACAGUGACAAAACAAGUAGUUGUUUGCUUAUGUUUUAACCAUUGGGGAAACUGGUAAUGGUGAUCGGCUUUACUGAUGUCCCAGCAAACAAAACUGGGUUUACAGGAUGUCUCCGGAACGGGGAAGUAUGUUGUCCCCAUGGUCUAUCCAUGGUCUAGCCCCCCUUUAAAAAGAGAUUCCUACAAGAUCAAACAAACGCUAUCCCUUUAAGUGUGCUUAGUCUGUUGAUGGUUUAUUGGUCUAGAAGCGUCACAGAUGUUACUCUGAAAUUCAAUCUUACAUUGGUGAAACACAGGUCACCAAGCGACGGAGAGUAUGUUGACAUUUUCAUCAUGGUACUGAUGCUCAUUUCUGGAGUUAUUUGAAGGUGGGAGUGCUUACAUUUUCCAUAUUGGCCCUCACCAACAGAGCUACAGAAUCAUGACAAAGUAAAUGACAUACUGUAGAUGGACACUGUCAUUUACUGUCAUUUACUUUUGUCAUUCACUCUUCAGUGCCAUUGCACUUCCGUGUUUACUGUCAUGCCUGCUGUUAGGACGAGGAAAUGUGUGUGAUUCAAAGAUCCAAUGCUAAAGGUGGUUGUUCUAUGCUGCCAUUUCUAACUGCAUAAUUCCCCUGACUCAAAAGGAAACACUUUUCUUUGCUUUGAUGGAAUGCUAUCACAGUGUGACAGAGAACCCGUCGCCAUGGCGCUUUGAUGUGAUUUGUUCAUAUAGGCCAAGAUGACUCUGUCAGAGGGGGAAAAAAAGAGACUAAACCUUUUUGGAAAGUUGUUGCUUUUUCUACUGAAAGCACUUUUAAUUCGCCCUUUACUUUUAUUGCCAUUUGGGGAACGUUUUGGCACCUUGUCAGCAGAAAUGCAGACAUUGUUUACAAGGAAAGAAGGUCAGCUGGGCACAGAAUUCAAAUGCUGAUGAGAAAAUAGGAAACUGCCAUUCACUUUAGCAAGGCCUUCAAGUCUUUGGUACUUUGGCAUAGCAUCAUGAUACAGGGGUCAGUUUCAUUUAAUACCGACACGUUCGGUUGAGACCGGCUUACGGAGGGCAACUGUAAUGGAAUCCUGUUUUACUAUAGCAGUCCGCUGAAAAUUCCUGUACAAUUCAAAGACAUACUCUUUCUGUCACUGUACACAAACUCAAGCUUAUUGAAGGAAGGGUUCCCUUGUUGGCAACACUGAAAAACUGAUUCAUUUCUGUUCUUUUGUAUUGAACCCAUUACAUUCAAAUAGUCUGAAAAUGCAAUGGAGAUCAUUUUUCCACUCAGGGAAAGGGUUGGAACAAGUCCAGCAGCAAAUGCCAGACGAGAAAGACAUCAGUUACAGUAAGUCUUCAUUCAAUCACUGCGUCAUUACGUUUCCAACAUUAAGAAGCCAGAGGCGUUGUCUGCUCAGGCGUAGCACACACAUGCACCACCACGAACAGGCUGCCAUCUUGGUCUAGCUUUGAAGACCAGAAACGCGUCGGCGACUGUUGAAUAUCGAAAGCCAACUGGGUCAACGCGAUACGGCGUCGUUUGCAUUUGUUAAUUAGUUUAGUCUGGAGGCCGGAUGCCCUAAAUUAGAUAAUGCGCAUUUACACACACUACCCUUCACACACGCUACCCUUUACACACACUACCCUUUACACACACUACCCUUUACACACACUACCCUUCACACACGCUACCCUUUACACACACUACCCUUUACACACACUACCCUUUACACACACUACCCUUUACACAUACUACCCUUUACACACACUACCCUUUACACACGCCACACUUGAUAACCCCGACCAUAAACCCACCCAGCGAACAAUGGCGGUGGAAAUCUGGAUGUAAGGACGUUAAAACGCAACGUUUUAACUGCUUGGCCCCUUGACGAUCAGCUGCUCGCUACUGACUCAUGCAAAGGCAACUAUGAACUCUACUCAGUAAGUUCAGGUGACUAAGUGGUGAGAACGGUUUUGAUUAAUUCCAAAGAGAAUGAUUUGCCGUGCGUUUUCCUCUGUCUGGGUGUCUCUUGCCGUGACUGUGUGCAUGCAGCACAGCAUUCGGUAUUACAAUUAGUUCAUUGCUGAAAGCGGGAUUUCCUCUACCUUGUGAUUUCUUUCAAAUCACUCUGAUUUCUUAUGGUCUAGUAAGCCUGUGCUUUAUGCAUUUUGAAAAAAUACAAUGUAGUUAUGUUGAUGUUUUUUUUUUUUUAUACAAAUCUAUAGUAUUGUAGAAUCUAUAUUUGUUUUGCCUGGUGAUAAAAGUCCCUUUUCUAGAACUGUUUACCUUCUCAGGUGUGAGGACCUAGCUAUACCUAGCAUGCAACAAAAGAACUCAAGAUGGAUCGCAUGCUAGAUCUUCUAAGCUUCAUUCUGAAUGCCCUUUUGAUUUUAUGCAUGAAUUGCAAACCAUUAAGUACUUUCUUUGCCCCUUUAUAAAAACAUAAUUCAUGUUACCUGGCAAUAUUUCUUCAAUGCACUUUUGAUCGGCUACAGUUAUAAAUUGUUAUAUCUAUCUAUCUAUAUAUUCAAUAUAUAUUGUACACAAGAUACAAUAACAAGUACAUUGCAGUAAAUUUGGCAAACUGUUUUGCUAAAGGAUUUGGAACCUUUGGUGACAGUUGUAUAAACUUUAACUCACAGAUGUAAACAACCUUAGACCCCAACUCUUCGCGGUCAGCACAAUGGCAUUAGGCCUAGAGGAGGAUGGUUGUUCAGCAGGGCCGGUUCUAGGCAUAAGCAACCCCCAACUACAAGGGGAGAGGGGGCCCCAAAUCAAAUUUUGCUUAGGGCCCCCAAAAGGCUAGAGGCGGCACUGUUGCUCUGUAUCCUAUGUACAAUACCUUUAUCAAUUCUUACCUUUUGGACUUACUCAUUAUAAAAGAGGCUUGUUCACUCUAGUUCAUUUCUAUAGCCGACGUUACAGGUAUGAAUUGAGCAAAUUAUAUUUUGAGGCAAACGAGUGACUUAAAGAAAUUAAAUACUGAAAUACUUUAUAGUGUACUUAAAAUGCAUACUACUCUCCUGAUAAUCACUUGUCAAGCAUUAACACCUUUCAAACAAACUGUACAUGAAAGUUAGCCUAUCUUUUA
This is a messenger RNA of Esox lucius (northern pike), 6602 nucleotides long. RefSeq names its product peroxisomal biogenesis factor 5-like a (gene pex5la). Gene Ontology annotation, molecular function: protein binding. Bases 528 to 2396 code for a protein of 622 amino acids. The record is from RefSeq and is a predicted model, not a curated record. NCBI's taxonomy places the organism in Eukaryota, Metazoa, Chordata, Actinopteri, Esociformes, Esocidae. The transcript is spliced from 15 exons. Gene Ontology annotation, cellular component: peroxisomal membrane; cytosol. Gene Ontology annotation, biological process: protein import into peroxisome matrix, docking.